AUGGCUCAGUUUGAUUACUGUAACACACAGUGUUGUAUCAACCUAUUAUCCAAUUCAGUAUACAUGACAUGCCCCUUUUCUAUACUGUACUGCACUACUACAAUCGCUCCUGCCCUAACUUUUGCUGCUCCAUUUCUUGAACAGCUUACGGUAAAUGCCAGCAAAGAACGAACUAUGAAACAAAAUCUGCCAAUCUAUAAAUGUCUCAAGCAGAUUCUUCAGAUCAUCGACAAUUCUAAUCCCGUUGUUAUUGUGGGUAGUACUGGAAGUGGUAAAACAACUCAACUACCACAGUAUCUCCUUGAGAAUGGUUAUGGUCGCCAUGGUGUUAUUGGAGUAUCUCAGCCCAGACGGGUUGCAGCUAUUUCAGUAGCUACAAGAGUUGCCGAAGAGAUGAAAUGUGAUCUAGGGUCUACCGUUGGUUAUCAGGUUCGUUUUGAUAAUUGUACUUCAGAUGAAACCAAGAUCAAGUAUAUGACAGAUGGAUGCUUGCUGCGCGAAUUUCUUGAUGAUCGAUAUCUAAGCCGAUACAGUGUCGUAAUUCUAGAUGAAGCUCAUGAAAGAAGCCUAGAUACGGAUAUUCUGUUUGGCUUAUCAAAAGCACUAUUCUUGCGUACUGAUGAAACAGAUGAAGAAUCGACCCCAAGUAAACGUAGCAACCCUCUUAAAGUGAUCAUCAUGUCAGCGACCCUUAAUUAUCAGCAGUUCUCUGAAUUUUUCAAUAAUUGUCCAGUAUUUAAUAUACCUGGACAAAUCUAUCCUGUUGAAGAAAUUUAUUGUAAUUAUAUUACCGUUAAGAAUGUAGAUAAUCCGGGUUACAUAUCAAAGGCUGUAGAUACGGUUAUGGACAUCCAUAUGACUUGCCCUUCAGGCGAUAUUCUUGUUUUUCUGACUGGCCAAGCUGAAAUUGAAAAAGUUUGUGAUAUGUUGUAUGCAAAGGCGGAAAAUGUAAAUUAUCAAUACGAUGUUCAAGACGAACGCGUAAAGGCUAUGCUAAUUUUGCCUCUCUAUGGAUCAAUGCAAACAGAUUUGCAGCAGAGAGUGUUCGAUGAAUGUGAGACGUGGAUACGUAAGAUUAUAGUUGCUACUAAUAUUGCUGGAACAUCACUUACUAUUGAUGGCAUCAGAGAUGUAUAUGAAAAGGUUAUGAAAAAAGAUACCAUCCCGGAAAUUCAGCGUGCAAACUUAAGCAAAGUUGUUCUAAGCUUAAAAUGCAUGAAUAUAAAUAAUGUUCUUCACUUUCAUUACCUUGAUCCACCUAGUGAACGCUUGCUUUUGCGGGCACUAUGGCAAUUAUAUGUAAUUGGAGCUAUCAAUAAAGAAGGGUAUGUGACCGAAAGUGGAAGAAAAAUUAUUCAGUUUCCAGUUACACCAAAUUUAGCUAAGGCGCUUGUAGAAUCAUGGAAAUAUAACUGUUGCGACUACCUUCUACCUAUAGCAGCAAUGCUGUCUGUAGAAAAUGUAUUCGUUAAACCAGGACGAGAAGAUAGGAUGGAAGAGGCUAACAAUGCUCAUACAACGCUGGCAGAUUUGACUGGUGGAAAAAAUGAUUUUGCAACUUUACUUUCUGUAUAUAGUAGCUAUCAUGAUAGUACUUCGCCUUCGAGAUGGUGUAAAGAUAACUAUAUUCACAUGCGAGCUUUGAAAACUGCUACUUCUAUCCAUAAACAGUUACGGCGAAUACUUACAACGAUUAUGCAGACGGAAGAAAAUCAACCAAACCUUUCAUCACAAGGGAAAUCUAAUGAACGACUUCGUCGUUGUUUAUGCGCUGGCUAUUUCUGCAAUAUUGCGAGAAAAUGCGAGGUUGGUCGUAGCUUUCGCACCAUGGAUGGUCAUGGCACCGUUAUUUCUAUACAUCCGUCAUCAGCGCUUCAUGGCAAGGAAGAUAUGCUUGAUUGGAUAAUAUUUCAUGAAAUAGUAUGUACUAGUAGAGUUUACGUCAGGAUAGUUUGUCCGGUGAAACACGAAUGGGUGAAAGAUUGGCUACCGAGGUUGCACGAUGUUGAUCCAUACGCCUUGAGUCAAUGUCUAACAAUGGCCAACAAUAGCCAAUCUGUGACUGUAACUGAUAAUACCAACUCCACUCAGAAUGAUUCAUCUGACUUUUUACAUGAAGAGAUCAAGAAGUUGCAACGUAGAAAUACUGGUGAAUCAGUUAUGGAAGCUAGAGAGCGUUUUUAA
Trichoplax adhaerens is the source of this 2184-nucleotide messenger RNA. RefSeq lists its product as uncharacterized. Gene Ontology annotation, molecular function: ATP binding; RNA binding. The record is from RefSeq and is a predicted model, not a curated record. The transcript is spliced from 13 exons. Lineage: Eukaryota; Metazoa; Placozoa; Uniplacotomia; Trichoplacea; Trichoplacidae. Bases 1 to 2184 code for a protein of 727 amino acids. Gene Ontology annotation, cellular component: intracellular anatomical structure.